AUGAAGGCCGCCCAGGACGGACAGAAAAGCUAUGUGGAUAAGAGACGACAUGACUUAGAGUUUGUUAUUAAAGACCACAUGUGGUUGAGAGUGAUGCCCAUGAAGGGCGUACGCAGAUUUGGAGUAUCAGGGAGGCUCAGUCCCCAUUAUAUUGGCUCGUUUGAAAUUUCGGAGUGGGUAGGAUCUUUGCCUUACCAGCUAGCAUUGCCUUCUCAGUUGGCUGGUGUUCAUAAUGUCUUUCACGUAUCCAUGUUGAUGAAGUAUAUGCUAGAUCCUCAAUAUAUCAUUUAUUAUCAAACUAUUGAGGUCGGGGAGGAUGUAUCAUAUGAGGAGAUGUUUGUGAGUAUUUUGGAGUGA
Diospyros lotus (date-plum) is the source of this 357-nucleotide messenger RNA. RefSeq lists its product as uncharacterized. The transcript has a single exon. Bases 1 to 357 code for a protein of 118 amino acids. Lineage: Eukaryota; Viridiplantae; Streptophyta; Magnoliopsida; Ericales; Ebenaceae. The record is from RefSeq and is a predicted model, not a curated record.